Schistosoma guineensis is the source of this 3143-nucleotide messenger RNA. The record is from the annotation of a GenBank genome assembly. NCBI's taxonomy places the organism in Eukaryota, Metazoa, Platyhelminthes, Trematoda, Strigeidida, Schistosomatidae.
GUCCUUCAUACGUCAAGGCUGUGAAAGGUCGAUCGGGUGAUACAUUGGGCGACUGGUCGCAUUUAUAAUGAUUGACUACAGGGUCUUGUGAGCCUUCUGGUGGUCUCGUCAGCACACCAUUUGUCAUACGCUGGAUUUAUAUCGUGACGUAUUCCAUCAAACAGUGAAUAUGAUUCAGGACUCCGAACCUCAGAAGUUGCUCUCCAGCAAUGCCGAUCCUGUAAGAUCUAGUGCAAUGCAAAAGAAAAUACGGCAAAAGUAUUUUAAAAAUGAUGCUGUAAUUAAAGCUUAUAAGUGUGAUUUAAUGAGCCAGAAUAUAAAUACUCCUGUUAAGCUUUACGUUUGUCAUUCUGCCUUAAAUCUUGUCCAUCGUCCGAAGCGAAAAAUACUGACAGCACUCCUCUACAGUCAAAUCGUUGAACUUAAAGUCCAAAAUGAACACUAUGUAAAUAUACUCACCACUAGUAACGAGACGUACACUUUGGCUAACUUUGAACGAUCAGACUCAGCUAUAGCUUUUCUACGCAAUUAUUGGGAGGUCAUUUUAAAAGAGAAGUGUUUUUCUACAUCGUGUGGAAGUUCGCCAGCUAACAGAUUAUUCGUUAACAAUAAUAAUAACACUAAUGAUCCUUUAGCUCACCCAAAUGCAAUUAUAAGUGAUCUCUACAAUCGUUUGCUGAUUUCAAAAGGUUCAACUACUGUCAGUUUAACAAGUACCAGUGGUGGUGCCACAGGAAGUAUUAGCAAUAGUGAAACGGAGAGCGUUGUUGGUGUAAAAAAACAAGAAUCUUCAAUUCGUAAAUUGAGUCUGAACGUUCGUAAACCAUCUCCCAUUGGAUUCAAUCAAUUAAAUGAAGAAAUAACAAAUAAAAAUGUCGAUAUUGGAUCCAACGUUGUUACUCAACGUAAUGAUGAUUUCAAUGCUACCAGCCCAAUUGUAAAUAAUCUAUAUUCCACUUCAACCCCUUCAAAUAUCCCUAUGAAACGCAAUAAUACUUCAGUUUAUCAACAUACUAAACCUUACAAUAACGAAACAGUCAAUACUAAUAAUAUUAAUAAUAGUAAUAAGUUUAAUCUUAAUAGACCGAAUGUUACCAUUUCAACCGAUUGGAAUUGGUGGCCAUUUAAUGUCCUUACCUAUCUGUUUAAUGCUUCUCCUUCACAAAGAUUUACCAUGAUGAUUGCAUAUGCCAUUUUAGGUUUUUUGUUCUUGUCAACAAUACAUCUUUAUCAUCGAUUAGCAUUAAUUGAUUUACAAACUGGUCCAGCUAUACGCCGUGCUGGAAUGAAUCAUCCAUCAUCUACAUCUACUUCAGAAUUACAUAAUUUAGAAGUACAAUUAACUCAUUUAACUCAACUUGCUUCAAAAAUGGUUGAAGCACUUGGUCAUUUAACAUCAGAAUUAAAUAGUUUCGUAUUAUAUUCUAAUCCAGAGAAAUUUUCACCAGAUCAAUCAACUAUGAAUACAUGAUAUUAUUGUAUACAAGAUGUAAUUAUUAUCAUUAUCACUAUCAUUAUAUGUCUCGUAUUAUUGUUGCAUUUCAUUUCCAUAGUCUUGUUUGUUGAUUUUUCUUCCUUUGUUCCAACACUAUCAGAUGAAAACGCGCGUGUAAACACACACACGCACAUACAAGCGUAUUACAGUGUUAUCUAACAAGUUAACAGAUACACUUGUUUUUGUAUAUAUCCUUCUUUAUGAAUGUAUUUCUUCUUUCUCUUUGUAUGUAUAGUUCAUUAUCAUUUAUCUAAACAGUAUCUACAAUUUAUCAGACUAUAUAUCUGAUCUCAUUAUUUAGAAAAGAAAAAAAAAAGAAUAAUACUCUCUAUCACUACCCCCUUCCCUUUUUUUUACCUAUUUUUGCUUCUCCUUCCGAAAAAUAUACACUACUACCUCUCUUUUCAAUUGUCAUUCAUGUAACUAAAAGUUCAUUGGUGUUGUUAUCACUAUCUCAUUAUUUUCUAUUGUGGUUCUAGAUUUUCAUGAUAUACUAUCAUGUGGUAAUAAUGGUAUUACCACACAAUGUUUUAUUCCUUCUCUCUUCUUUGAUUUUCUCUGUCACUUUUUCCAUCUCUCUCUGUUACAUGCUAUACAUGUUGACUUUCUUAUUUCUUCUGCCAGUAUUCUACUCUAUUUAACUUGCUUUUUAGAGAUACACAUGUUAAUUUGUUUGUCUCUUUUAAAAUCUCAUUCUGUUUUUAUUCACUUACUCUGAUCCAUAUAGUGCAUGUGUGUAUGCAUUUCUAUUUUCUUGUUCUAAUAUAGGUGUCUACUUUCUUUUUCUCUCUUUUCUUUUCGCUUUAAUGUUUAUCCUGUCAGCUAUACAUAGAUGACACUAGCGUUCGAUUUGGAUCAAUCAGCUGUUGCGAACUUCAUUCUUAUCGAAUAGUUUGUUUUCUAAAAGAGUUUUAGGAUUAAUUCACUUAUUUGAUUGUUAUUCUACUUUCAUAUUCAAUCCUCUCCUUCUUUGUAUUCUCUACAACAAUAAGUCUUUCAAUAUGAAACUCUACUACCACUAGUACUGCUACUACUACUACUACUAAAUACUGUGUACGUUUGUGUCCCAAGUUUCUGUGUAAUAAUUAUUUUUUUGUUUGUUUACUAUCAUAAUUAUUAUUCUUGUUGAUAUUUUGUUUCUGUUCUCGUUAACUUUCUUUGUCUGAUCUCGGUAUUUCAUUUCUCCUUGUUGUUCUCUUCUUCUUCUUCUCCUCCUCCUCCUCCCUCACGAUCUACAACAAACUCUUUAUAUAUUUUUUGUUGUUUAACUCAUCUUUUCAGUUGAAAAAGAUGGAUUGUUGUUUUCUGUUUGUCUGCUUCUUUGCCUUUUCCGUUUUUUUUUUUCAAAGGUAAAGUGUUUAUUCCUUCUUGUUACGUCUAGUUGAUCUUUUCAUUCAUGUUGACUUACAUGUUUAUUAUUAUUACAACUGAUGAUAAUAUUUGUACUGAUUACUAUUAUACAUACAUAUCUUGUAUGUGUAUUGUAAACAAAAUGACAAAUCUGAUUUAAUCAGUAAAUAAUAAAUUAAUUUAAAUCAUAUUGAAAUGUUAUUGUUAUUAUUAUUGUCAUGUAUUGUAUUCUGUUAUUAUUAUUAUUUUAACACAUAGAUAUUGGUACAAGGAGACAUCAAAUAUAUAUGCGCCACAC